This is a messenger RNA of Alternaria alternata, 1030 nucleotides long. RefSeq lists its product as hypothetical. The record is from RefSeq and is a predicted model, not a curated record. The transcript has 4 exons. The coding region runs from base 421 to 873 and encodes 150 amino acids. NCBI's taxonomy places the organism in Eukaryota, Fungi, Ascomycota, Dothideomycetes, Pleosporales, Pleosporaceae.
GCCUUCGCAUCGAUUGAAUAAAGUCCUGUGGUAGCGGAGAUCUGCGUUGUCUUGCAGAUCAAGUCCGGAUGGGGAACAUGAUCUUAGGUGGGGAGGAAGCCUGAGCCGGAUAUAUCGGUUCCCUCGUGCUUGGCGUGGUUGGACCACGAGACAAGAGAUGAUGAAGGUACGUGACGAAACCUAAGCAAACUCUCGGCACUUUGAACAAGCGAUGUGAUAUUGGCGAUCUGGUCUCAGUGAUAGGGUACGGUACGGGCACAGACAACCUUUCGCACACCCAAUCUUCUUCGUGCAUGUCCUCGAAACGCUCCCCGAGAUCCUAUAUAAGGAGCGUCCCGACCUUAUCAACACCUUACCACUCACGAAUCCUGCUUUGCAUACCUUCUCUUGUAUGAACACUUCUUUCGGACAGCUACCAGGAUGCCUAACGACAAAGCCUCCCAAUUUGAAGCACCACGCUCACCCAACGGGACUGAUACCGCGUUCGCAGGAAGUCUCGCGACCGAAGAGGAACGUCACGACCCGAGGCAUGAUAUCGACGCAAAUUCAGCGCAGAGAGCAAGGUUGACGUACUGGCUCAAGUUUGCUGUUGGGAGUCUCGCAUACCGCGACGGCCUUGUCCUCCUUGCCCACCCGGCUGAAAUUUGCGACAUUGUGAAAACGGAAGAGAACGGCUGUUGGAUCAGUGGAAGUCGAAGGCAGCUCAUCGUCCAUUUGAUCGACCGGCACGCGCACGGACAACGCCCGGCAGAUGGGCGUCAUGCCGUCGGCGUCAUCGACACGACACCCCAUCUUCACUUGGCACACCAGCUCGGUGCUCUCGCCACGUGUGAAGAUGGCGGCCUGGCUUUGAAUCUCGCUCGAUCAGAGUAGACAAUAUCGAUUGUGCAGGUCAUCCCGCGAUGAACGACGAAAGCCACAUGACAGAGCAUGACAGUGGCGGAACAGGAUGCCAGACCGCGAGAACGGUGUCGUGGCUACAAUGCUUUGGUUUCAUCGUUCAUAACGCUUCUCGCCAUGUACCGCUACU